Molecule: messenger RNA, 5546 nt
Organism: Copidosoma floridanum
Lineage: Eukaryota; Metazoa; Arthropoda; Insecta; Hymenoptera; Encyrtidae
Gene: Als2
Product: Amyotrophic lateral sclerosis 2
Biological process (GO): regulation of GTPase activity; endosomal transport
Cellular component (GO): cytoplasm; intracellular membrane-bounded organelle
Molecular function (GO): small GTPase binding; guanyl-nucleotide exchange factor activity
Source: RefSeq, a predicted model, not a curated record
GCAACUUUUGACAACAAUGUUUAGUCAUCAUGUCAUCAACCCACAAGAGUGAGGGAGUAUAUAUAGGCAGCGAUGCUCUCGUGCAACGCCGCCCAGCUGAUUAAUCGAUCCCGCUCCAAUUUAUCGUGAAUAAUAACAUGACGAUGAACAGUUGUGCUUGUUGCCAAAUAGUCGAGUCAAGUAAAACGACAACGGGCGUAACUAAAGUCUCGAGGUUAUAUCUUUGUCCAGGAGUGGCGUUGUUAUGUGCGAGAAAAACGCCACCCUGGUGCACCUGUGGCGUGGCGCCGACAAGGUCAAGCUCGACCUUGAGGAUGGACUCGAUGGCGCUCUGGCCAAGGUCGUCAGUGUCGGUGAUCGGGUGUUUUUCAUGACGAAGGCUGGCAGCCUCUAUUAUGGGGAUGUCGUAGAUGAGGUCAAGGACGAGGAUGGUGGUGUUUCGGAUGUGUCCUCGUUGAGUCUCAGGAAGAGCCAGUUGUGCGCGGUCGAUUUGGCUGCCAAUAGCGAGCACAUUUUCAUUGUUACUCAUGAUGGUACGGUUCAAAAAAUUAAUCCCCGUGAUUUCAGUGUGAUUGAUAACAUCAUUCUUGACGAAGGUGUCAAGUAUUGCAGCCAUGGGAGUAAGCAAGAAAGCUGCAUGGUAAAAGUCACAUCGAUCGCAGUAAAUGAUAGCUCAGUUCUCUUUGUCACGGAAAAUGGCCAAUUAUGGGCAAGCGGCGAGCAGGCUCAGAUUGAUAUCAAAAGCGACCUCCGGGAGGCCAGAAGAGUUUCUUUUUUCGAAGGGCGUAUUGUCUCGGACGUGGCGUGUGGCACAAAUUUUCACGCAGUCCUCGUCCAAAGACUGUCCAGGUUGGCCAAGGACGACUGCUCGGACAGCGACAACGAAGCCGCCGAAGAGGUGUUCGUCAAGUCGUGCUCGCAAUGCCUGCAGAGCAACAACCUCAUGCCAACAAGCCCGAUGAGCGUCGCGUCUUCGGACACCGGCCUAAUGAACGUCAAUCUCCAGCCCUUCAGCGAGGAGCAUUACUCAUGCUCCAGUACCAGCAAGGAGGAUGUCUUUCACACGGUGGACAAUGAAAAGUCAUCGCUACUUAACUCGGAAAAUUCGAUAGCCAGCGGCGACUUGAUCAUCGACGAGGUAGCAGGGUCGGAAAAGGAGGUCACAGAGUCAAAGAAGAAUUCGUCGCUCUUGAUAAACACUGAGACCGCAAGGCAGUUUUUCACCCGACAAUUGUCCUGGGUUUCUUCGUACGGAAGCAGUCCUAAGGAAGUAGAACUUCUGCAGAUGGACGCGAUCGACAACAAUCCGACGAGUCUCAUCAAACAAAACGUCACGAGUAUGGCCAGUUUGGUGUACGAAGGUGUAAAAACGGUAGGUGACAAAGUGGUUACCUUAUCGAGGCACGUGAGUGGCAGCUCAGAUCCGAACGAGGCACGUGCCGAGGAUGACGCGAGCGACAACUUCGAGGAACUUGGUAUCGAAGAGUCCAAGAGAACGGCGGGAAGCCUAAUCAAUAGUCUCAAGAGAGCGGAUGACAGCCUUGUUUGGUCAUCGAGCACCGGAUCAUCCGAACACGAGCUCGUGCAGAAACGCUUGAACAAGCGAGUCCAAAAGCUCGUUGGGAUGGGCAGCUGCAUUUUAUCUAGCGAGCUGUGGACAUGGGGCGACGUCAAGUACGGUCAGCUCGGCGUCGGGGACAUUAUCAGUCGGCCGAGGCCUCAAGAGGUAACGACACUUGGUCACUCAGCGCUCAGAAAAAUAGCUUGCGGUGAUUUUCAUACCUUAGCUCUUACGCUGGACGGCAGAGUCUUUGCCUGGGGUAGGAAUAAUUAUAUGCAGGUGGCACACUGCUCGCAAGUAUAUCAAAAGUCGCCUCAGCUGUUCUCUUCCAACUAUUUUUUAAGCUUGUCACCAAACGAGAGAGCCAGGGACAUUGCGGCCGGUGGCAAUAACAGCUUGAUCAUGACUGACCAAAAUGUAUUUUUGAUGGGGAAGCACAAGUCUUCCGGUAUCAUGUCAAGCCUAGAAAUACCGGACGCCAAUGACAUGGCACUCAAAAAUAUUUUAUGCACGAGCAUCUUAAGCUGCUGCACUAUGACAAAGAGCUCAAUUACAAUGGUAUCAGAUUUACCACUGAUAGAGGAGCAAGUAUUUUUAGAAGAAACGCUUCACGCUUAUCAGAACCUUAUAAAGCCACUUCAAGUUAAAGGUGGAGCUGCUAUCGAAUCUGACGUGUACGAGGCUUUGUGUUGCAGCUAUCAGGAGCUUCUCAGUGUUAACGUUUUAAAUGUCAAGAGCCUCCAAGAUUACUACAGUGGUGCGAUCGAGGCUCACGAAGUUACCAUUGUCAUCAAUGUAGACGAGUUUAUUAACGUCUUCAAGUUAUAUUUGAAUGCAGUGUGUGAUAUUGUGUCUCUCGGUGGAUUUGUACAAAUUCCUAAACUCAUCGAUACAUUUGACAUUUUGUUAAAUGUUUUUAAAGAUAAGGUCAAAGGAAAAAAUGGAGAGAUUACUAACGAGUCCAUCGUUGCUCAUAUUUUGCAGCGUCCCAUACAACACUUGAAUAGGUAUAUCAGUAUAAUAAAUAAUUUAAUAAAACUAAACAAAGCUAAAACAAAGAUGGACGAUUUGCAAGACGCCUUAAGCAAAUGGGACCUGAUUUCCAAAGAACAAGCAAAACGCCUGCAAGAUGCCGAAAGUACAAAAAAUUUCUGGGAGGGCUCAGGAAAGUCAAUCGAGCAGUUUCGAUCUCCCGAGAGGAGAAUGAUUAGAGAAUCUCGAUCUCAUGCUAUUUCAUUGCAUAAUUCUAGUAGAUUUUCAUCUCACUGGUUCAUACUCUUAACCGAUGUAUUUAUACACGUUAGUGGUACAAAUUACUACUCAGCUCAUCUCUUACCAUUGUUAUGGGUGGAACUGUUACCUGACUCAGACACGUUAAAAAAUGCCAUAUCGAUAACGACGCCAGAAGAUAGUUUUAUAUUAUACACACCAACGGCCGCUGAUCGUAGCGAGUGGUUUCAUGCCCUGCAGACGGCCAUUAAAAACAGCCUACAACGAUCUGCUAGUCAUAUGCCUCCGCAAAUUCGUACUGGUUCAUUUUCGUUUGCAAAACAUGCCGUGUAUAAGGAUGCCACAUACACCGGUCAGUGGAUGAAUGGAAAAUUACACGGUUCUGGUAAAUUAGAAUGGGCGGAUAAUCGUAUGUACAUAGGUCAGUUCCAUAAAGGUGCCAUACAUGGAACUGGUCGAAUGGAAAUGCCCACCCAAGGUAUCUAUGAAGGACAGUGGAAAGAUGGACAACAAAAUGGAUUUGGUAUUAUGAGUUAUAUAAAUGGAGAGAUCUAUGAAGGAUAUUUCAAAGAUAGUUUGCCACAUGGACAUGGUAUAAAAAAAGAAGGUCAUUUUAUGGCGUCCAGUGCUUCCGUAUACAUUGGCGAAUGGUCCUUAGGCAUGAAACAAGGAUACGGAGUUAUGGACGAUAUAAAAACUGGAGAAAAAUAUAUGGGAUCUUGGAAUAACAAUAUGAAACAUGGAAGUGGACUUAUUAUUACCUUAGAUGGCAUAUAUUACGAAGGAACAUUUGUUCAAGAUAUUUUUAUGGGUCAUGGGAUUAUGGUCUUUGAAGAUGGAACUCAUUACGAGGGUGAAUUUAAGUCCGUGGGUGUUUUUGGUGGAAAGGGCAUUUUAACUUUUUGUAAUGAAGAAAAAUUGGAGGGGAAUUUCAGUGGAGCCUGGAAUGAGGGUAUAAAGGUUACAGCCACACUGCACAUAAAUAAUAAAGUUAAUGAAAAGUCGAAACAUGAGCCACCAUCUUUUGGAAAGUUAUGCGCGAGACCCGAUCAAAAAUGGAAAGCGAUAUUCCGGCAAUUCUAUCAACAGCUUGGUUUGACGGAUAACUCAAACAAUAAUAACCACAACAAUAACCCCGCAGUUCAACAGCUUGAAACACAAAAGCUCUGGCAGAACGUAGCGGCCAUAAUUUCAAAAUCUCAACGCAGUUACCAAAAACGACAGCAUUUCAACAACAACACCUUCCUCGUCUCUUCGUUCAAUCAACAAAAUAAAGAAAUGGUGAAAAAUUUUGACCAACUGAAUAAAAUACUGUGCUUUGGUUACGAAGAGCUCAACCAAUCUGCUUACGAACAAGUACACAAAUACUUGUCGCGAGCUUUCGAAAGUCCUCAUCAUCCGCUUGGGACGCUCUUGAGUGAGCUAGCCACCGUGUAUACGGCUACUUACGGUGGUGUGAGAGUACACCCGUUGCUUUUAGAGCACGCGGUGUCGGAACUCAAAAGCAUUACCACCAGAAUAUACGAAGCUGUUACGCUAUUCUUUCCAGCUUUGCCCAAGGCUGAUGAUCAGUACUUACUUAGAUCCGAAAAUGGCGAUCACAAUGAGGAAAAAAUGAUAAGUUCGGCUGCCAUACUUCACCCAAUUUUAUUGCCGCGAGUUUAUUCGGCCUUGUUUGUACUCUACGCGCUUCACAAUAAAAAAACGGACGAUAGUUAUUGGAAAAGAUUAAUGAAGUGGAACAAACAGCCUAACAAUACGUUGUUAGCUUUUCUAGGUGUCCAUCAAAAAUUUUGGAAAGAUUUUAAUACAUCGGAAAACGAUGUAUUUUUGAUUGAUGCAAUAGAAACUUUACAACAAUUGAAAACAACGUUUUCUGCAGUUGAAAAAUUAAUUGUCAUCAGAAAUACCUACGAACAAAUAGAACUGGCCAUACAAAAAAGGUUGAAAGAAAAUUAUAAAUUAUCUGCUGACGAUUUGAUACCAAUAUUUUACUUUGUUGUCGUCCGAGCAAGCGUUUUACAACUUAAAAGUGAAUUGCAUUUCAUAGAUGAUUUUAAAGAGUCUCAUUUGAUGAACGGACCAAUUGGUUACGCGUUCACCACAGUAAUGAGUAUUUACGACCAUAUACUACAGGAAAAAAUAUCAGAGGAUGAUUAAAUUUAUUUCUAUUAUAAUGAAUCUGGCUGGUACAGAAAAAUGUUUGUGUUGUUGUUUAAAAGUUGUCUGUGACAGAUUGUCAAAAUGUUAAUACUCUCUAUAAUUUAUUUGUUAAAACGUAUAUGAUCACCGGUUCAAAGUAAAUUGAAAUAAAUUUUUAGACUCUAGAAAAAUCAACAUUAAAUUUUUGUAUAUUACAUUACUUUGAACCCUUCAUACACGUGUUUACGUAAUGAACUUUUAAAAUGUAUAUAAACAAUAUUCUAUCUAAUGAUCGUGACUCUAUUUUUGGGGAAAACAAAUGUUUCAUCAAAUGUCGAAUUGUUAGGUACGACAUGCGGUUAAAGUGCAUUUCAUUUUUUUUUUUUUUUUUUUUAACAUACUACAAAAGUAAAAAGUGUACAUAUAAAAUGCGAUAAUUUUUAAAACUAUCCAAACAUUCCAUGCGAAUUAUAAUGGUGCUUUAAUUUUUUAUCUUUUAGUUAUUUUUUUGUUCACUAAUUGUUUUUAAUAAAGAAAGUUUAAUUAAAUUAUGUGGAUUAUAUUAUUUGCGAGCACUUAAUCAUCGCUCAAUUAACUAAUACGUUAUUCAGCA